Messenger RNA from Cephus cinctus (wheat stem sawfly), 1454 nucleotides. Its product is annotated as trypsin-1. The coding region runs from base 128 to 955 and encodes 275 amino acids. The transcript is spliced from 6 exons. The record is from RefSeq and is a predicted model, not a curated record. Gene Ontology annotation, biological process: proteolysis. Gene Ontology annotation, molecular function: serine-type endopeptidase activity. NCBI's taxonomy places the organism in Eukaryota, Metazoa, Arthropoda, Insecta, Hymenoptera, Cephidae.
UGCUCUCGACUAAUUGCCGAGGUCGAUCAAAGGUCCAAAUCGGUCGAGUGAAAGGCGCGAUUGAUUUAAAGUAAAAUCCUCAUGAAUCUUUUAACACGUUGUUCACUAUUCAUCCUUAUCAUUCCAUAUGGUAACAAUAAUAAAAAUCCAAAUCGCCUUUUUUUCUAUUUAUUAUACAAUAGUUCUGUAUACGAAUUCUAUUCAAUCAGUUGCUACCUUGUGGGUGUCUUUUAACGCAGCAAGAAAUUAUCUAACGAGAAAUGAGAAGAAUUCUCGAAUUCUAGGAAGACCCUACGAGGUAUCUUUGCAAUACAUCAGAAGGAAUCUUCACUUUUGUGCUGGUUGUGUACUUAAUGAAAAGUGGGUCGUAACGGCGGCGCACUGUGUGGACAAACUGAUCGAUACACCGUCAAAGAUAAAGGUGAUUGCUGGAACAUUCGAUCUCGAAAUUCCGCGAAGCGCGCAUUACGUGAACAAAAUAAUUGUCCACGAGGAUUACAAUGCUAACGAUUCGUGGAAGAACGAUAUAGCUUUGCUGGAAGUAAUAAAGAAAUUCCGUCAUGUACGCAAUAUCGUCCCCAUAAAAUUGCCAAAGAAAAAUAUAAAAAUUCACAAUGGCGAUCUCGCAGUAGUAUCCGGAUGGUCCCGUAUGUUGCAGAAUUCAAGGAAACUCGAACGUCUCGAGGUGGAAAUGAUUUCGAGGGAAGAAUGCGCGAGAGCCUACGGAGUCUUCGGUUUAUCAAUCCAUGAGAGUCAGAUCUGCGCCGACGUACCCGACGGUGCUACCGGUUCGUGUAACGGUGAUUCCGGUGGACCAUUAACGUUACGAGAUGAGCUCAUCGGGCUCGUAUCCUGGUCCUACGGCUGUGGCAACAAGGACUUCCCUACUGUCUACAUCAGAGUUUCGAAAUAUCUUGGUUGGAUCUCGGCCAAUGCCCUUACGAUCGAUAGUUAACCCUUUCUCUGUUGGGAUUCUGUUCACGUCAACCUCCACUGAGUCUAUGCUGCCUGCCUCCACCUGCUCUUCUGCCUGCAAUUUCAUUUAUCUUCAGCAUAAAUGCGCCCACUUGAUUUAUCCCUUCCGAGUAUUACAUUGCUGACAUAAUAUUUCAACGUGCGAUUCCAAGUCAAUGCAUUGGACUACUUGUUUGAUGAUCAAAGUAAUUCGUAGGAACGAAGUACCUGACUGGAAUUGCGCUCACGCAGAUGAUUAAAGAUUGGGUCAGGGUUCAAUUCCAAUCUAGCUGCGUAGGUCAAGGCAUUAUUGAAUAAUGGAAAUCUUUGUUAAAAUAAUUAAUGAUAUAAUAAGUGGAAUUGUGUCGUGAGCAACUCUGUUGCAAUAGUGACCCUAUUUGUUAAUCAGGAGAGAAUCAUAGUCACUUAACAUUUUUUUGUUUAGCUUCAUACCUCUAGUAACAUGUUGAAUUGAAAUAAAUUUCCAACCCAGUGGUUGC